Chrysemys picta bellii (western painted turtle) is the source of this 5780-nucleotide messenger RNA. It is a transcript of the gene B3GALT6, whose product is annotated as beta-1,3-galactosyltransferase 6. The record is from RefSeq and is a predicted model, not a curated record. Gene Ontology annotation, cellular component: Golgi membrane. Lineage: Eukaryota; Metazoa; Chordata; Testudines; Emydidae. Gene Ontology annotation, biological process: glycosaminoglycan biosynthetic process. Gene Ontology annotation, molecular function: UDP-galactosyltransferase activity.
CCCAUUGGUCGGGAACUGUGGCCAAUGGGAGCUACGGGGGCGGUGCCUGCGGGCGGAAGCAGCAGCAGCGCGCAGAGCCACCUGGCCUUUCCUCCGCCUAGGACCCGGAGGGAGAUUUCUCCGCUUCGGGGGGAGCUGCCCGAGGAUCUCAGCCCCUCCCCCAGUCCGAGUGUCUCCCCCUGGCACAGGGGCAGCCGGCCCAGCAGCAGGUGCUGCUAACGCUGACUUGGCAGCGACGGAGCUGCUCUACCGACCCGGCUCCGUGAACGAAGAGAAAGAGGUGGAGGGACCAGGGCAUGAAGCCGCUGCUGAGGGGACUUGUGGCGCCCUCACUGUGCUUGGAGAGGAAGAGUCUCCCAGCCCGCUACCCGUGCCAGUCUCCAUCCAGGACAUUCUGCAGGAAGGGGGCGUGGCUGCUGCGAUUCCCACCUAAUUCUCAGGGCCGUGCCAGGUGCUGAGGGGCAGGAUCCGUUGUGGGGGCUGAGGUUUGCGCUGCCCUCGUCCUGCCCGCCCAGGAGGAGGGAGGUGUGAGGGUUGGGCCAGGCCUGGUGCUGACCUAAGAAGGGGCUGCCCAUAGUAUCCUUGGGCCUGGUUCUCGCCUCGGCCCCCGAGGAGGCGUCGGUGUCUCUCCCUGCCACAAUGAAGCUGCUGAGACUCCUGUGCCGCCACAAGACAGCGCUGGGCCUGGGUGGCCUGGCGCUCUUCGCUGUGGUCCUGCUCUACCUGGCCAAGUGCACCUCAGAGAGCCUCAGGCCCUUGCCAGGUCGGGGUCUGCCCCACAACCAGGCACCGCAGCCGCCCCGCGGUGGAGUGGGAGCCGGGCCGCCCCUACAGGCAGCCCCGCUACCCCCUGAGGAGACGGCUUUCCUGGCUGUCCUCAUCGCCAGCGGCCCCAAGUAUACGGAGCGCCGCAGUAUCAUCCGCAGCACCUGGCUCUCGAUGGCUGGCCGGCCCCCUCAGGACGACAUCUGGUGUCGUUUCGUGAUAGGCACAGGCAGCCUGGCUGGGGAGGAGCUUCACAGCUUAGAGUUGGAGCAGAGCCGUCACCGGGACCUGCUGUUGCUGCCUGAGCUUCGUGAUUCCUAUGAGAACCUGACUGCCAAGGUCCUGGCAAUGUAUGUCUGGCUUGAUCUGCACUUGGAUUUCCGCUUUGUCCUCAAGGCUGAUGAUGACACCUUUGUACGCCUGGACGUACUCGUGGAAGAGCUGAGGGCCAAGGAGCCACGUCGUCUCUACUGGGGUUUCUUUUCUGGCCGUGGUCGAGUGAAGUCGGGUGGCAAAUGGAAAGAGAGCACCUGGCUCCUAUGUGACUACUACCUGCCUUACGCCCUGGGUGGUGGCUAUGUGCUCUCUGCAGACCUGGUGCAUUACCUGCGACUCAGCCAAGACUAUUUCAACAUGUGGCAGAGUGAAGAUGUGUCUCUGGGUGCUUGGCUGGCUCCUGUUGAUGUGAAGAGGGUGCAUGACCCACGUUUUGACACUGAAUACAAGUCACGGGGCUGCAACAAUAAGUAUAUUGUCACUCACAAGCAGAGCAUUGAGGACAUGUUAGAGAAGCAUCAGACUUUGGCCAAAGAAGGGAAGCUCUGCAAGGAGGAGGUUAAGCUCAGGCUAUCCUACAUGUAUGACUGGGGAGUGCCUCCUUCACAGUGUUGCCAAAGGAAAGAUGGCAUCCCCUGAAAGUUUUGGAAAAAGGAAGGGCAAAGUAUCAAAGGGGAACUCUCUGGGCUGGGUCAGUGUCAUAUGGGGACACCCCCUGUAUGUAAGGCUUAAAAAUUAUUCUGAGAUUUUGCACGAUUCAUGUAUCAAGACUGUGUGCAGGACCAACAUAGCACCAUAAUUCAUAAAAGCUACUGAAGUGCUGUGAUUUGUCUACAGAUACACAAAACACAGGAAUAAAGGGGAAAAGUGUGGGAAAGGUUAUGUGAUGGAACUUAAUGCAAAGGGGGGAAAAAGCAAACUUUUUUUUUAAAUAACUUGGAUGCAUAGCAGGUUGGAAGAUGUGUCCCAGAUUCCAAAGUUUGUUUGUUAAGAACAUGUCAUGCCUUCACACCAUCCCCGAGAUUGUGAAAAUAAUGUCUGCUGUUUAAUUUUUGCAGGGAAAAAGUGUCAUUUUGGCCAACCAUAUUGGCAAGUUUUGAAGACUGUAAUAAAGAGAGAGCAAAUCAGUUGCUAGUGCCAGUGGAAGCAGAUGGCUGGUUAGAACCACUGGCCUGGCAUCUAAAUGAAGGGAAGCGUUUGUCAGAUAUUUGCACUGGUUACUUUAUACUCUCGCUGAGGGAGGGGAGGGUGUGUCCAGUCUUUAGAAAGUGUUCUGAUUUAAUUAUAAUAGGUCUUGGGUAAUAUCCCUGAAUUUAAAUCUUCAAUCAUUUUUUUUUUAAAUGGUUUAUGAUAUACUAUGUAAUCUGGAUUAUCUGGCAGCUACUAAAUGGGUCUGUAUUUGGAAAAGCGUAUGUUUUAUGCCAUACUGCAGUAUUAGGAUAGGUUCUCAACUAUCUUGAUUUGGAAGUAAACAUUUAUGCUACAAACCUAGCACUCAGUUAUUGGGAUUAGAAGCUGUGCUUGUAUUCUCCAAGUGCAUUGUGUACAAAGAAAUUUUAAUUUCCUAAUUUUUACAAAAAAGAUCACAUUGAGAAGUAUAUGAUCUAAUUAUGCAAACAAUAGGACUACUUACUCACAUAGGUAAUCCUUACUGAUGUAAGAGUUAGCAGGAUUGGACCUAUAACGUCUCAAAUUGGAAGUACAAAACUUUAUCAAGUUAUCUGGACUAGAUUUUUAAAGUAAUAAUUCUGUGUUCAAAAAAAAAAUCUGAAGAAUAGGUUACUUUAGUUGCUAAUAUGGUAUGUAAAUGACUGGGAUUUAUUUUUUCACUUCUCUAUAGUCCUGUCUACACUACAAAUGAAUCCAUUGCUGACAAGGGUUAUCAGGCAUGUUUGGUGUUUAACUGAGAGUAUAAAUGGGCCACUUUUAGCACAGUGACAGAAUGCAUUACACUCUCAAAUAAUUCUAGCACAUUUUCUGUGCAGACUUUUAGUUGUGUGACUCUGAAUAAUCCUGACAUCCCGUAACGGUGUUGAAAAUGGUUCCAUCUGUGCACACAAUUACACCUUUGUCUACACUGGUUCGGGGGACUCCCUUCUGAAAACCCUUGUCAGCAACAGAUCUCUUGUCUAGUAAAGACUCCGCUUUAAAAUUGAUGCCUAAAGGGCAUGUUCACAGUCUUCAGUCUUUCUUACGGUUUGUUGCACAGGGCACUUCAUACUAUUAUUAUUUCUUUCUCUCACUGGACGGUACACCUCUUUCUCUUACCUGUGGAGGGAGACUUCAACUUUAAAUAAUAAGAGUUGGUGCUGACAUCAUAACAUUUUUGCUUUUCAGACCCGAUUUAGUAAUUUAUUCCAAAGGAAUCAAGUGUAUUUAUUUUCUCUUCAUUAAAAUCCACUUCUUCUAUCUAGUUUUAAACAAUUGCUGGAGAGGAUUAAGUGGAAAAAAUCUCUUUUAGAAACAGGGCUUUGGAGCUCCGCUCCAGUUCCAGGCAAAAACCUGCAGCUCCACUGCUCCGGAGCUGCUCCGCGCACCAGCUCCACGCUCCGCUCCAAAGCCCUGUUGGAAAGGAAAAUAACUCCUUAUUUACAUUAAGUGUUUCAACAAUACAUUCUGUAACUUUCCUUAUAAAACAAAAUUAAUUAAUGAAGACAUCGAAAAAGUAACUUAUUUACUCUGAUGAAUCCAGUCUUUUGUACUUUGACAUAGUGACACUUACUGAAGAUGUGCCCUUCAGUUGAAUAUAUUCCCGCAGAACAAAAAGUUUAAGACUUCACCCGGUUGCAAGAAAUUAAAUUGGUUUCAGUAAUACUUUUAAAGUCUGUAUGUCUCUUUGGGCUAAAUUAGUAUUGUACACAUAUAAUUCAGUGUUUGUAAUUGUGAUAAUUUAUUUAUAAAUAUUAUAAAUGUACUAUGUAUUGUUAAAAGCUCAAGAUAGCUAAGUAUCAUCUUAUUUUAUAAUUAUUUAAGAAAGUGUGUUAAGUUUCACAAGUAUUAUUCGUGAAAUGCUUUAAUUUAUUGAUGUACAGUUCCUAAUUUAAAUAGUCAGGGUCUGAGUUGUAGAUCCAAAAAUCUGCUGCAUGACUCUCUUAACCUGGUAAGAUUGUACUGAUCACCCAUUUGUCUAAAUAUCAAUGUUUAUGUAAGUCAUGGGCAUUGUCGCUUCUUUGUUGUUGCUUUGUUUUGUUUUGCUUUUUGAAAAGUUCUCCUUUCAGAGCUUUCAUGUGAGGAUGAGAAUUUUGAGCUUCAGAAGAAUGGAAAAUUAAUUGUCAAAUCCCAUGUGACAGCUGGCCCAUAGAAAAUAUACAAAUGCGAACACACACACACACACACACUGGUUAACUUUUUUGUAGAAUACUGAGUUCUUGCUGUGCCUCUGAGUUCCAAGAAUAUGGAGCUUCCUCUUGCAAAGCGCUUACUUAAACAUAUGAGUAGUCCUCUUGAUUUCACUGGGACUAUUCACAUACUUAAAUUAAAAUCAAGACCAAAGUGCUCAGCACCUUGCAGAAUUAAGUCCAUAAAUUAUUGUGGUGAAUAUAGUUCUAUUUGAAAUCUUGUUCUAGUCUAACAACAAAUUUGAGUAACAAAGUCCUUCUGGUCUGGAAUUACCUAUGUUUUACCUCAGCUCAAAAAUUAAUUGUUUCGGAAGAUAUGACUUACCUAAGUUGAUCUUAUUUUUUUUUUUUUUUUAUGUUCUGGAAUAUAGAAAAAAACAUUUCCCCAUAUGUUCUGAUCAGAAUAUUUAUGCUUGGAAAAACUCUAAAGUGCCUCAAGAUAAAAAAAUUUCAAACCUGUCUAACUUGUAAAUCUGAUUGACACUUUAAAAAUUCCAAAGUUGAAUUUUUAAUGACUGCUAUUUUGCAUGUUGGAUGUUCAGUAGAACUGGCAAAGUUUUCAAGAUCUGCAAGCCAAAUAAAUUGCAGUUCAGUGAGUUUAAAAAGUGUUUUAAGGUUGGUUCUGUUAGUCACUGGGGCAGAGAGUCUGCUGAGUUAAUAAGCAAAGAGAAUUGGUGACCCAGAAGUCAUUAUUAUAAAUCCAGGAUCAUUAUCCGCUUCACAAGCCAAAUAACUCAAGAGCUGUAUUUCUUUAAUUAGGAAGUCACAGGUAAAAAACCUACUGCUAAUGCAAUGUUAAGGUUAAAUAUCAAGUAACUUGACCCAGGCAAUGUUUUAUAGGCACUAAAACAUUUUGUUUGCAUUUAAUUAUGAACGUAUAUUUUAAAAAUAGCAUUUAACAUCCCAGAUCCGGAACAGCACAUGCCUACACACACACACACUUAUAUAAAAUACAGGGUUAAAGGACAAAUAUAUUUUAAAACAAAAUAGCUGAAAAUUGUUUUUCUGACCUUAUGACUGAGUUCUGUAUUUCUUUUACAAGGGAUGGUGACAUCACAAAAAUUUAAUGCACUAUAAGGAUUUCAUGAUUUAGGUGAUUAGACGUCCUGUACUGCUGUUUGAAAAACAAAGUGAAAUCCUGGCCCCUUUGAAGCUAAUAGGAAAGUCCAUUAUCUUCAUUGGGGCCAGGAUUUCACCCACAUGCCUAACAUCUGAUCCUAACAAGUAAAAAAGUAUUUUGGCCUGUCCUUAAAGAUCCUUGUAUUGAAGUUAAUGGGAGUUUUGCCACUGAUUUUGAUAGAAGCAAGAUCAGGCCCAAAAUAUAUUCAUUUGUAAUUUUUUUAUGUCUGUGUUAAAUUAAUGAUAUGGAAUCAAACUUUUAUUAAAUAACAUUUCAGCUGA